AUGUUAUUUUUCGCAACAGUCUCCGGUUUAAAAGGUGAUCUUUAUGUGUUUGCUAACGAAUCUAUAGACUCGCCGAUUAUUUCCACAACAUCGGGUCAAUUUGCAGGAUUUACUAUUCGUCAGACAAAUGUCUGGAUUGGAAUUCCUUAUGCUGCUCCACCUAUUGGAAUACUUCGUUGGCAAAAAGCUCAACCUUAUGUUAUAACUGAUAUCAAUAAUGGUACAGUACAAAAUGCUACGCAUUAUAGUCCAUCGUGUCCUCAAAUCGAGCGCGUAGGUAUUACUUCAGGUCCAUUUGAUGAAGAUUGCUUGUAUUUGAACGUUUGGGCGCCUCGUACUCCACCUCCAAACUCAUCAAGAGGAUAUCCAGUGAUGUUGUGGAUUCAUGGAGGAGGACUUCAAGAAGGCAGUUCGGCACAGAUUAUCUAUGAUGGACUUAGUUGGACAAAUGCAGCUAUUCAAGAGAAUAAUUCAUUUAUUAUAGUCAGUAUUAAUUAUCGUCUCAAUGUUAUGGGAUUCUUCGUUCAAUCAGCUUUGACAGAUACAAAUGGGCAAACUAUUGCAAAUCAAGGUAUUACAGAUCAACGUAUGGCAAUGAAAUGGAUUCAAGAUAAUAUAGGACAAUUUGGAGGUGAUAAGAAUUCGAUCACUCUAGCUGGUCAAUCCGGGGGGUCUUAUUCAGUUUGCAUUCAUAUUGUGUCACCAUUAUCUGCUGGAUUAUUCCAUACUGGAAUAAUGGAAAGUGGAUCUUGUGACAUUCCAUUUUAUAUGUAUGACAAACAAUUUGCUUAUUCAAUAACAAAUGAUCUCGCAUCACGUGUUGGAUGUAACAUGACAAAUUCGACUCAACAAUUGGCUUGUUUACGAAAUGUCAAUAGUACUCAACUCAUAACAACCAUGCGUAAUGUAUCAAUUCCAUCAUCGACAUCAUUAAUUUUCAAAGAUCAACUCAAAGUUAUUCAAGUAUAUCCCUUUAAUUUUAUUGUAGAUGGAAUAGAAAUACCUACUCAUCCUUUACAACUCUUCUUAACAGGUACUUUUAAUCGUGUACCUCUACUUUUGGGAGCAGCUCAUGAUGAAUUUGUUUUACGUGUUCUAUAUGAAGAGUAUGUUUAUCCACCAAACAGUACAGAAGAUUAUUUAACCCGUAUUCUACCGAUAAUGACUUACAAUCAAUCUGAAAUUGAAGCUCUAUACAAUCCGAAUUUGUUCAAUGGUAACUAUUCGAAAGCCUUCGUUGCAUUGAUGUCUCAAGGAGCUUUUAUUUGUGGUGCUCGUCGUAUGGCUGGAUAUAUGGCUAAUCAACCUACAUAUCUUUAUACAUAUAAUCAUGCACCAGAAUCCUUUUGGUUAUCAUUACCAAGCUUAAUUAUGUGGCCAGGAGCAUAUCAUUCGGCGGAAUUAUUGAAUUUAUUUCAAACAGCAUCACCUUUACUUUAUGGUGAUCAAAUGUUUUUAUCCAAUGAAUUGAAUUUGGUUACAUCUACUCGCAGAUAUUGGACAAAUAUGAUUACAAAACAUCAACCGAACAAUAAUAUAAGUUUAACAUGGCCUUCAUAUUCACCUACAAUGGAUCAAACUCUUGUCCUUGAUAUAAAUAUAACCACUGCUUCUUUUAUUAAUGUUUAUUCUAACUGCGAUGUCCUAUCAGCUACACAAGUCAAACUAUUUGGUGAAUACAUCGGUUUGAAUGCUACAUGUAUUGCAGGAAAUAAUUGCUUCAUUAUUAAUUCUACUUCAUCUCCUGCUGUAACAACAACAACUACUACCAGUAGUCAAAGUCUGCCUUGUUUCCAGUGCAAUUUAUUUAUUUUAUUUCUUCUCUAUAUUUUACUUUUGUUUUUUACUAUAUCACAAUAA
This is a messenger RNA of Rotaria sp. Silwood1, 1860 nucleotides long. NCBI's taxonomy places the organism in Eukaryota, Metazoa, Rotifera, Eurotatoria, Philodinida, Philodinidae. The record is from the annotation of a GenBank genome assembly.